AUGUCGAUUGGCACGGACUCUCAGUCAAGCUCCCGCGACCUCUCCUCGUCAAUCUCGUCCCUCAACCAGUCGAGCAAGCGGACGUCAUCCGAGAUCUCCAAAAUCUACAAGCAUGCCUCGCAACUGUUUCUCACCCGUCGACUGCUGGAGGCAUACGAAGUCCUGCAGCCUGUGAUCACCCCUCCAAGCCAGAAAAGACCAGACGAGAGCCCGGCUCUGGCACCCAUUGCGACCGCGACCACCAGUCAGCGCAUCAAGAUCUGGAGCUUGUAUGUCACGCUCUUAAACUCCAUUGUCGAUCUUGGGUACGAAGAGGGGAAACAGUUGUUCGGGUCAAAAGAAUACAGAGAGAUUGUUAGGCGCGUGCAGAAUGGCGAGGUGUGGGAACAGGUUAUCAAGGAUGGCUACCAGGGUAGAGAGGGCUCAGUUGAUUCUGAGGUUGUCUAUAAUUUAUCAAACCUUCUCCUUGGACAGGCCGCAGACCAGAAACUCAAUCAAUCCCGUCUAGAAGCCUAUUUCUCGUCGUCUUCACAUCCUGAUCUCGACCUCUCGAGCCACCUCGACCAUGCCUUGAGCAAUGGCCACCAACCAUCGACGGGAUUGAAUGGUGCCAACACCCCCAAAGACCUCACCUCGCGCAUAAAAGUCCUUGAACUUUUUACGCUGCACGUUUUGCCCAGAAACAGUGAGUGGGAUUACGCGAAGAGUCUUAUUUCAAACAGUGAUAUUUUGGAUGAGGAGAGACGGGAAGCAUUUAUGCAGACCCUACAAGAACUUCAAGACGUUACGGAAAGGGAAUCUAGCCUUGUUGCCGAGGAGGACGUCUUCGAGGACACAGAGGAACAGCCAUCACAGGAAGAAGGUACUGGCCCCACUGGCACCACGGCCGAAAUUUCUUCUCCAUCCCAAACUGGCGCGUCCAAGCACCAACGGACAAGCAGCGAGGUUGACUAUGGGAUUGAACGGGCACAUCCAAACGGCGGCGCGCAUGCUGCUGCAAAACAGAACACAAUAUCAACCGUCUCAUCUUCGAAUCUCCCUCCUCAACCUGUUCUGACACCACAAUCUCCUCCGCCACCUGGCCCCUCGAGUUCUUCAAUACACGGCCGCACCCACUUCUCGCCUCCCGCGCAAACUCCACGUCGUCCACCUACACGAAAGAAUUCUUCCAAAUCUUCCUCCUCACAGAACGUGUUAGCAGCACAAGCCCGUCAACUCUUCCUUGCCCUCUCAAAUCUGGUUCGUAAUCUCGCCACAACCCUACAAAAGAAUCCCACGGCAAUGCUGCGAUUUUUGCUUUUUGUGCUGGCAUUUGUAAUAGCAUUUUCUCAGAAGCAGAUUAGGGAGAAGACACGAGAAGUAGCGAGGAGGGCAUGGGAGAAGUUGCGGCGAACCGUUGGGAUGGGGGUUAAGGUUAGUUAUAUCUGA
Cladophialophora psammophila CBS 110553 is the source of this 1428-nucleotide messenger RNA. RefSeq lists its product as uncharacterized. The transcript is spliced from 2 exons. The coding region runs from base 1 to 1428 and encodes 475 amino acids. The record is from RefSeq and is a predicted model, not a curated record. Lineage: Eukaryota; Fungi; Ascomycota; Eurotiomycetes; Chaetothyriales; Herpotrichiellaceae.